Messenger RNA from Closterium sp. Naga37s-1, 4041 nucleotides. NCBI's taxonomy places the organism in Eukaryota, Viridiplantae, Streptophyta, Zygnematophyceae, Desmidiales, Closteriaceae. The record is from the annotation of a GenBank genome assembly.
AUGGCACGGCAACGCUGCAGCUUGACAGCCCUCACCGUUCUCGUGUUCGCGUUGUCUUUUCAUUCCGUAACGCGCUCAUCGGCGACCGAAAAUUACGAUGUGCUCUUUUACUCCGCGGGACCCUACACCCCGUGCGGCACGUCGGGUAACUUCUCCGCGGUCGGCGUGCAAGGCGCAUUAGAGCCGUACAAGGGAGAGGCGGCGUCGCCUAAAGGACAAGCGGUAUCGGGGCGAGUGACCGUUUACGAUGACUGCUACUUCGCGCUCUCAGAUCUCAGCAUCAGCGCGUCCGUCGACGCGCCGCUGUCCAUCUGGGCGGGCCCCAAGGACGUCGACCCCUACUCGCACGCCGCACCCGUCGACCCCUACGCCGCCUCCUCCUUCCCUGCCUCCCCCGCCGCUGCCUUCGCACCGGCCAGCACCGCAUUCAACCUCACGGCAACGUCGCUGAUGGCGGUGUUCCUGCAGGCGGGCGGGCUCACCUGGGACGAGGCGCAGGUGCUCUACCUCUGCGCGGGGUCCGCCUCCGCGGGGAUCACGCGGAUCUACGCGCAGUUCGCUGUGGGCGGGCGGGAGCACGCGGGCCCGCACGGCAAGACUGUGCGGUGGGUGCGGAAGGCGGUGGGGGCGGCCGCUAAGGAGCAGCGCCUGCUCUUGCCUUCGCCCCCCGCGCGCCCGCCCCCUCCGCCCCCCAAGCCACCUGCGCCGGGCAGCAGCGGGCCUUCCGUCGGGCUGACCAACUGCGUGGAGGCGGUGCCGGGGCGGCUGAACAUAUACUGGACCGUGCAUCACGGCGACGCGGACGCAGGUGCCGCGGGACCGCCGCGAGACGUCUCCGCAGUCACCGGGUCCGCCACCGCGCCCGCCAGCACCAGCGCUGGCAGCGGCGCCGGCGCCGGCGGCGCGGGGAAGGGGCCGGUGGUGGAGAUGGGGAUGGAGGCGCGCGUGGGCGAGGGGUCGUGGGUGGCGGUGGGCGUGUCGCGCAACCAGACGCGCUUCGCCAUGCUGCAGAGCGACGUGACGGUGGGCGGCGUGCUGGCGGGCAGCGGAGGGGUCUUUGCGCGCGACUACCACGUCACCGCCAAGCAGACGUGCCAGCAGGUCGCGGGCGGCUUCGUCGGCGUGUGUGAGGACGCGCUGCUGGGCUCCUCCCCCACGUCCCUCAACGACGUCACCCUCGUCUCCGCCUCGCGCCGCGCUGACGUCACCUUCAUCCGCUUCACCAAGCCCGCCGCCACGGCGGACGACCGCUUCGACGCCAACCUGCUGCGCGCGCCGGGCCUCUCCGCGCUCUGGUGGGUCGUCUUCGCCGCGGGCCCGCUCGCCCCCGCGUCCACCGCCGCCGCGCCCACGCUGCUCUUCCACGACCCCGCGCUGGGCUACUUCUCUGGCGGCACGCGCAUCCCCUUCGCGCCGCCCGCGCCCAUCCGCACCUGCUCCCCGCUCUGGGGCACCAAGCCCGAGUACCACCCCCCGCUCCCCCCGUACGCGCCUCCGCCUCCGCCCGGCGCCGCUGCCCCGCCCCCGCCUGGCGCGGACGCGGCGGGGGGCGUGGCGGGGAUGCCGGGGCUGCGCGAGUGCAGCACGGCGGUGGGCGGACAGGUGUACGCGUUCGACGCGUGUGACGCGCUGCCCGGGGGCUUCCUGCUCAUGUGGUCGCUGGCGGGCAUCACGCUGCGCGCCGCGUUCGUCGCGCAGGCCGUGCCCGACGGCGGGUACGCCGCCGUGGGCCUCUCGCCGUCCGGCGCCGUCGCCAACUCGAGCCUCCUCGUCGUCUCGUACGCGCAGGCGGCGCGGGGUGGGAGUGGCGGGAAGGCCGCGGGCGCGGGGGAAGCAGCGGGCGGGGCGGAGGUGGAGGUGGGGCAGGUGGUGGUGCGCGCGGGUGCGCGGGGCGUGGGCGUGGAGGCGGUGGCGGGGGGCGAUCUGACGGUGGUGAGCAGCGUGGGGCAGGCGCGGAACGGCGCACUGACGCUGCUCUUCUCGCUGCUGCUGCUGCCCAACCAGACGGCCGCCGCGUACCUCGUGUGGACCAAGGGCCAGCGCGCGCACCUCUCCCUGCCUGCUGCAGCUGCGGCCAACGAGACGGGGGGGGUGCUGUCGCUGGAUGGGCUGGACGCGCUGAUGACGUCAGCCAUCAGCUUCGAACGCGGCGAGCCGAAAGACGACUCCAACGACACCAUCCGCCUCUGGAAGGUGCUCCCCCUCAUCCCCCACUUCGGCUCCCUCCCUCCUCGUGCCAUCAUCACGGUGGCGUGGGCGUUCCUGAUGCCGCUGGGCGUGAUGGCAGCGCGCUACCUGCGGCAGGUGUACGCGCGCUGGUUCCCCGUGCACCAGGCGCUGCACCUCGCUGCUGCCUCGCUGGCCACCGUGGCAUUCACCAUGGCGCUCACCAUGCCGCACGGCGCCAUCCAGGGCCGCGCUGACAAGGCGUCACGAGGGGCGUGCGUGGUGGCGCACACGGCUAUGGGCAUCUCGCUCAUGGUCAUUGCAGCGCUGCAGGUGGGGUGGGGGGCGUGCGUGGUGGCACAUACGGCCAUGGGCAUCACACUCAUGGUCAUCACUGCACUGCAGGUGAGCUGGAGGUCUCUGGCUUUGUGCUGCUGUGCUGCGGGUGGGCAUGUGGCUGUAACACCUCUCUCUCCCGGCUGUCUGCACCUGCUUCCGCCCCUCUCUUUCUCGCCGCCUCCUCAUCGCCCUCCCUCACUCCCCUUCUCGUUUCCAUCCAUCCCCAGUCCCUCUUCACUCACGUGCACCCGCCCUCCCCCACCCCUGUGUGCGCAGCUGUCAGCGCUGGUGUGGCGGCCACACGAGGACAGCAAGUGGCGGCCGUACUGGCGGCGCGUGCACGCCGUGGGAGGCGCAGUGGCGCUGCUGCUGGGGCAGGCGCAGCUACUCGUUGGCCUAUUCAUCUCAGCCGCCCCUCUAUUUUACACGGUGCUGCUGGCCGCCUGGCUCAUCUUCGCCCUCCUCCUCACCACAGCCCUCGAGCUCCACUUCUUCCCCACCUUCUACCGCCUCGCCCACUUCUGGGACCGCCUUCUGGGUCGCGAUGCUGACGUGGCGUCUGACGUGGACAGCCUGUGCGCGUCCAGUGAGAGGCUGGCGGGCGGCGCGGGUAGAAAGGGGGCGGCGGCGGAGGGGACGGGUGGCGAUGGGGGGAAGGGUGCGGCGGGGGGUUGGGUGGCGGGAGUGGUGGCGGUGCUGCGGCGCAGCAGGGGCGCCGGAAUGCUGCCUGAACGGCCCAGGGGGCGAGGGAGGACGGCCAAAGGGGGGAAAGGUGAGGGGAGGCAAAGGGGGAGAGGAGGGGGUGCGGGAGGGGGUGCGGGAGGGGGAGGGGGGGCGAGUGAGAGGGCGGGGAGGGGGGGCAGCGUGGGAGCGGGGCACAGCGGGUACAUGAGCAUGGCGGGCGCCAAUGCUGCCACCGACCGCCGCUCCAAGGAGCUGCUGCCCCCCCCGCCACCCGCGCCUCCCCCCGCCUUGCCAGCCCUGCCGCACUCCCACGCACCCGCACCCACCCCCGCUGGUGGUGCCGCUGGUGGUGCCGGCGGGGUUGGCACAGAGGGGGCAGGAGAGGUAGGGGGGAGAGCGAAGGGAGUGGAGGCAAGGGGGAAGGCGUUUGGGCAAAGCCAGACGGUGGCAGAGGGGGGUUGCAGGGAGGGUGCCGGAGCACAAGACCAUGGGGCUGCUGCUGCUGCUGCUGCUUCCACUGGAGCUGGUGCUGCUGCUGCUGCUGGUACAGGUGGUGGUGGUGGUAGUAGUUCAGCGGCCAGCACCCAGUCACGAGGUGUGUGGGCGGGUGGGAUGGCAGCUUGGAAAGCGGAGGAGGCAGCGAGAGAGAGAAGGGGAGAGGGAGUGAGGGAGGGAGUGAGGGAAGGAGUGAGUGAGUACAUUCGCACGGACAAGUACAACGUGCGGGCCACAGUGGUGAGGGCGCCAGACCUUGCUCUCAGAGGGAGAGCGGGCCGGCAAGGGGAGGCAGGUGCAGCAGCAGGGGUGGGUCCGGGCAGCACUGUGGGCAACGUGGGUGGGCCAACGCAAUAA